UUUGCGUUUUGGAGCAUCGGUUUCGUUUUCGUGGGCGCAGCAUAUCGGAGGAAAAAGUACAAUAACAAUACACACAAUGGCUCCAAAACAGAGGAUGCGCAUCGCCAACGAGAAGGCCACCAAGUUUAUCACCCAACGCGGAAACGUGCCCAAAUCGUCGAGACCACAGGACGAGUCAUCACCAGUUGGUCCAUGGCUCUUGGCAUUGUUUAUCUUUGUAGUUUGUGGUUCUGCCAUUUUCCAAAUUAUUCAAAGCAUCAGAAUGGUAUAAGUCUGUUAAGAACAUAUAAAUUCCAGCUAAGCCCAAAAACAAACUGUCUACAACAUCUAUCAAGGCAGCUGAUGUCUAUAUUAUCUUUUUUAAGAACGACUGAUUUUUUUACACAGCUGUAAAUUUCAUAAAAUGUAAAGACAAUCGAAUUUAAAUUUUUACAAAAAUCAACAAUCUAAUAAGAGUGUGGGUGGGCUUAAACCUCAUCUGAAAAAACGAUUUCUCUAAAUCAAAGAUAUUUUUUUCUUCUAUUGACUUCAUAAUCGAUUUAUUUUAAAAAAAUUGUAAUCAGAAUUCAUACAAUAGUUUUUAAGUUGAUGGGAAGUUAAUUUAAAUAUCAAGUUUUGUAAGAACUAAAUAUUUUUUGUUGUAUGCUUAAUUAAUGCGUAAAUCUUUAUGAUGUAUGUUCAGAGAUUUAAGAUUGUUGUUAAAGACUUCAUUGUGUUUCUGAAUUUUUUUUUCUAUCUUUUCAAUGGAUGCAAAUAAUCUAUCUUCCAUUGAUAUUUGUACAGAUUUGAAUUGUAUAUAAGUGUUUGUCAUUCCAAAAACCAAAAUGAUGUAUUUUGCCAUCAAUGACUAAUAAUUUUAAAUGUUCACUGUGUGCAUAAAUUAAGUAUGAAUAAAUUACAUUGUCUACUUGAUCAUCAUUUGUAAAAUUUUAUUAGUUUUUCUAAAAACCUUUAAAAGUCUUUUAAACAGGCACUUCUUUACUGAUGUGCGAAUGCCUUAGGGGGUGUACUAUGAUAGAUUUAUUAGGACAUCAUGUAUUCUGCUUGUUUAACUCUAAUUUAGUGUAAAUGUAUAUCAAAGAGUGAUGAAAGUAUGACACACUAUCCUGUGUGACCACCAUAUUAAGUUGAUCACAUCACUUACUUAAUUCAUUGUACUUUACGCAUUAAAGUUUUUUUUUUUUUUUUAUAUUCUUCAGAGA
Copidosoma floridanum is the source of this 1202-nucleotide messenger RNA. RefSeq names its product stress-associated endoplasmic reticulum protein 2. Gene Ontology annotation, biological process: endoplasmic reticulum unfolded protein response. The record is from RefSeq and is a predicted model, not a curated record. NCBI's taxonomy places the organism in Eukaryota, Metazoa, Arthropoda, Insecta, Hymenoptera, Encyrtidae. Gene Ontology annotation, cellular component: endoplasmic reticulum.